This is a messenger RNA of Pistacia vera, 2328 nucleotides long. RefSeq names its product cucumisin-like. The coding region runs from base 13 to 2307 and encodes 764 amino acids. NCBI's taxonomy places the organism in Eukaryota, Viridiplantae, Streptophyta, Magnoliopsida, Sapindales, Anacardiaceae. The transcript is spliced from 10 exons. Gene Ontology annotation, biological process: proteolysis. The record is from RefSeq and is a predicted model, not a curated record. Gene Ontology annotation, molecular function: serine-type endopeptidase activity.
AGUUUGGUGUCAAUGGCUCUCCAUUCUCUUUUGUAUUCAUUGUUGUUUAUAGCAUUUGCGCUAAACUGUCAUGCCCAUGAGAGGAAGGUUCAUGUUGUGUAUAUGGGAGAUCGGCCUCAAGGAGAUUUUCCACUAGCAUCCACGCACCAUUCCAUGCUACAAAAUGUUAUUGGAAGCAAAAAAUCAGCCAAACAGUCUCUAAUCUAUAGUUAUGGAAGGAGCUUCAACGGAUUUGCAGCUAAAUUAACAGAUGAAGAAGCUGCAAGGUUUUCCGCACUGGAAGGCGUAAUAUCAGUCAUUCCAAACCAUAUACUAAAGCUUCACACCACAAGGUCAUGGGAUUUCAUGGGUUUCUCCCAAAGCAAGGUUGGAGCAGCUGAAGAAGGAGACGUCGUCGUUGGACUUCUUGACACAGGAAUCUGGCCAGAAUCUGAGAGUUUCAGUGACUAUGGACUCGCUGCUCCACCUUCUAAAUGGAAAGGAAUCUGUCAAGGUGCCAACUUCACCUGCAACAAUAAGAUCAUUGGAGCUCGCUACUACAACAGUGAAAACUACUAUGACAUUACCGAUUUCCAGUCUCCAAGAGAUUCCGAGGGACAUGGAUCGCAUACUUCCUCGACUGCAGCAGGCAGCGAGGUACCUAAUGCAAACUACUACGGGCUAGCUAAUGGAAAGGCCAGAGGUGGAGUUCCCAAUUCAAGGAUAGCCAUGUACAAGGUUUGCUGGUCAUUCGGAUGCGCUCUUGCAGAUAUCUUGGCAGCAUUUGACGAUGCCAUAGCAGAUGGAGUUGAUAUUAUAUCAGUGUCUCUUGGUGCUGAUGUCCCACUCGAAUACUUUGAAGAUCCCAUCGCUAUUGGUGCUUUCCAUGCCAUGAGACAUGGUAUAUUGACCUCAAAUUCUGCCGGCAAUUCAGGGCCCUGGCCAUUAUCAGUUUCCAAUUAUGCACCCUGGACCCUGACUGUUGCUGCCAGUACAAUUGACCGAAAAUUUAUUGCCCAAGUGGUGCUUGGCAAUGGACAAGUUUACGCUGGGCUUUCCAUCAAUAGUUUUGAUCUCAAUGGGACCACAUAUCCCUUGAUCUGGGGAGGAGAUGCAGCCAACUACAGCGCUGGAGCUGACCCGGAAAUUUCAAAAUAUUGCAUCACUGGUGCCAUGAACUCAUACAAAGUAGCAGGAAAAAUUGUUUUCUGUGAGACUCUCUGGGAUGGUUCUGGCAUUCUGAUAGCUGACGGUGUGGGUACCAUAAUGGCUGAUUCUUCUAUUACUGACUUUGCCUUCAGUUACCCGUUACCAGCAACUCAAAUCAGCACAGAAGACGGCAAGGAAAUUUUGGAAUACAUCAGAACAACAGAAAAUCCAAUUGCAACUAUUCUUGUUGGUCAGACUUGGAAGGAUAUCAUGGCACCUUAUGUUGUAUCCUUUUCUUCUCGAGGACCAAACCCUGUCAGCCCUGACAUUCUCAAGCCUGAUCUCACUGCACCUGGUGUGGACAUCCUUGCCGCUUGGUCUCCUGUGUCACCACCUUCCAUCUACAAUGAAGACACCAGAGCUGUCAAUUACAACAUAAUCUCUGGCACAUCCAUGUCAUGUCCUCAUGCUAGUGGUGCUGCCGCCUACGUCAAGGCUGCCCACCCCAACUGGUCUUCUUCUGCCAUUAAAUCAGCCCUUAUGACCACAGCUCAUGCCAUGGACACCAAAAAGCACCCAGACCUUGAAUUUGCAUAUGGUUCGGGUCACCUCAACCCUGUGGACGCAAUAGACCCUGGGCUUGUUUAUGAUGCAAAUGAGACAGAUUACAUAAACUUCCUCUGCAUGCAAGGGUAUAACGAUACCACUCUAAGAUUGGUCACCAGCGACAAUAGCAGUGUUUGCUCAAGCACAGAGUCUGGAAGAGCUUGGGAUUUGAAUUACCCAUCGUUCUCUCUAGCUUUGCUAGAUGGCCAGAAGAUUUGGAGUGUCUUUACCAGGACAGUUACCAAUGUUGGCUCACCAAACUCAACCUAUACUGCUAGACCAUAUAUGCCUCCUAAUGUUAGUGUUGAUGUUGAGCCGUCGGUCCUGUCAUUCUCCAGCGUUGGGGAGAAGAAAUCAUUUACAUUGACAGUCAAAGGUCCCAAGAUUUCACAGCAGCCAAUUAUGUCAGGUGCAAUUAUCUGGGAAGAUGGAGUUCAUCAAGUAAGAAGCCCAAUUGUGGUAUAUAAUAUCUUCUCUCUUUCUCCUAUUUCAUCCUUCUCAGCAUCUCAGAAAAGCCUGAAAUUCAACGGUCCUUCCAUGUAUACUAAGAAUGGAAUCCUUGGACGCAAUUAAACCCUAUCCAUAAUGCAGUUU